GCUCUGUGCAGACAGCCCUUUAUUGCUGGCAUGUAUCUGAUGAUGUCUGUGGACACUGUCAUUCCUCCUGGGAAGAAAGUUACCAAUGCAGACAUUGCUUGCACUUACACAUCCUCCCCGAUGUAUCCAUUUGCCUUCAGGACACACACACACAGCCUCGGUAAAGUUGUGAGUGGGUACAGGGUUCGAAAUGGACAGUGGACUCAGAUUGGACGCCAGUCUCCAUUAUUGCCGCAGCCUGAAAUGAAGACGUAUGUAGAGGGUUGUUUGUUCAUGUGUCCUUGUUUCCUUCCUCACAGAGGCACCUCCAAUGAUGAGAUGUGUAAUUUCUACAUCAUGUACUACAUGGACAACAGCCGUGCUGUGCCUUACAUGAGCUGCGGAGAUGACAGCAGUAGUGAACUGUUCCGAAACAUCCCUUCUGAGGCCAAUAUUCCCAUCCCGGUCAGUCCAGACCACAUGAUGUCCAUGAAGCAUGAGUCAGCUCCUCAGAAAGAUGUUGUGGCUCUGCAGGAGCCCAAGAGAGAAGAGGAAGUUCUGGAUCAGGGUGACCUCUAUUCCCUUCUCUCUAAACUGCUGGGGGAGAGGGAGGAUGUUGUCCACAUGCAUAAGUACAACCCCACAGAGGUGGCCCGAGCCCAGAAACAUCUCAUGGCAGAGAUUGAUAGCAUAAUGCAAAAAAAAGACCUGGGCUGGCCACGUUUAGGCUACAAAACAAAAGAGGAUGCAAUUCUGGCGAGGGACAGAGUGCACAAGUUUCACCAGUUAGAGUCCACUGUCAGCCCCUCAAGGAGCAGGACUGUAUCCGCCAGACAGCCGACCACAGGGGAGGCUCAGAGGGACCAACAAGGUGCUCAUCUGGUGGAGGUGUCAGACUGGCCCGAGGCAGAUCUGCAGCUGGGGCAAGUGUCUGGUCUGGCUCUCAACUCUAACGGUGACCUGAUCAUCUUCCACAGAGGAGAUCACAUAUGGGGAAUUAACUCCUUCAUCAAUGGCAUCUACCAGCAGAAGGAUCUGGGUCCCAUCCAGCAGUCCACGAUCAUGGUGGUGGAUCCAGUCAAAGGAAAAGUGCUCAAAGCCUCAGGAAGAAAUAUGUUCUAUAUGCCGCAUGGAAUAACUACUGACAAGGACGAUAAUUACUGGGUGACCGAUGUAGCACUUCAUCAGGUAAUCAAACUGAGCAGCGACGGUAAUGAUCGGCAGCUUCUGGUCUUGGGAGAAGCUUUUGAACCAGGAAGUGACAAGAAACACUUCUGCCAGCCUACAGAUGUGGCUGUGGACCCUGUUACUGGAAACGUCUAUGUCUCAGACGGCUACUGCAACUCCAGGAUCCUCAAAUUCUCACCAGAGGGCAAAUAUAUCUCGCACUGGGGAGCAGGCUCCUUAGACAGAAAACGGCGUGUCCCGUUCUGGAUCCCGCACAGCCUGGCCUUCCUGCCGGAUAAACGGGAGCUGUGUGUGGCCGAUCGAGACAACGGACGGAUCCAGUGCUUCAUGGCAGAUACUGGCGAGUUUGUGAAGGAGAUCAAAAAAGAGCAGUUUGGAGGAGAAGUGUUUGCCAUUGCAUACUCGCCUGCCCAAGGUGGUCUCAUCUAUGCGGUGAAUGGAGAGCCUCCAUAUGGGCAGGCCGCCCCCCUUCAAGGCUUUGUUAUCAAUUAUUCAACUAAAGAGAUCCUGGAUUCCUUCAGUCCAGACACACAGGCAUUUAAAUUACCACACGACAUUGUUGUUACAGCAGACGGGAGCGUCUUUGUUGGAGACGCAGCAUCAGAUUCUGUAAUAAAGUUUGUUCUAUCUGCAAAGGCAGAACAUCGCUCUGUUAAGAAAGGAGGAAUCGAGGUCCAAGAAAUUGAAGAAACAGAAACGUUUGUGCAGGCCAAUCUGAAGCCGUUACCCAAGUUCGCGCCUCAGCAUCCAGUAGCUGCAGUGCAGAAGAUGCAGGAGCCGUCACAGACACAGCCUCAGCAGCCGCCGGCAGCUGCUGAAGAGAAGAAGACGCUCAAGAUCGUGGCCAAUCAGAGCGCUCCGGGCAUGUCCACCGCUAUCAUCACCACUCUACUGCUCGUCCCAUUGGUGCUCGUCAUCACCAUCGGUGUCUUCAUCCGCUGGAAGAGGGGCCGGAUGUACAGCGAUGAUUGUCAGGUGAAGUUGGAUUCUUCAGGAUCAGCAGGAGGAAUCCUGGGUAAAAUCAGAGGCAAAGCUGCAGGAAGCUUGAACCUGGGGAAUUUCUUUGCCUCCCACAAAGGCUACACCCGGCACGGCUUCGACAGGCUCAGCACCGAGGGAAGCGACCUGGAGAAAGACGAGGACGGCACCGACUCUGAGAACGAGGAGUACUCUGCUCCGCCGGCCCCGAUGUCCUCGUCCUAAAGAGCCAACGCUUUCUGCUAGCGCUGUCGGGAUCUACUUUAAUCACCUCUGUAUUUGUUUGUAUCGGCUGCUGAAACAUUUCAUCCGGUGUGAAAAUGUUCUCCCUGAGACCUACGACUGCCACUUUAAUUUAUGAUUUUAAGGGACCACAUGGAGAUUCAGAGCACUGGUCAUUUUGAUGAUAGACUUUUCAUUGUUAUUUUUAACAGAAGGGUAAAGGUAGAUUAUUUAUUUAGUUUUAACGAUGAACAGCUGUUCAAUCUCUUCCAGUAAUUUAGCAGUCUGAUAGCAGUGCAAUUAGUAUAUAAUUGAUCCAGGCAUUUUGUGUCCUAACAUUUCUGUAUGUCUGUGCCUUCAUGUAUUUCGCCUUCUGCAGCACCUAUAUAUUACUACAGAUGUGCCACAUAUUUAAGAGCUGCUACUGUCACCUGUGAUUCCAGUUGUUUUUUUGCAUCUGAUAAAAAAAACAAAAAAAAAACAUGAUUACAGAUUUAAGGCUGUAUUUACUACAUUUUCAAAGCUAAUGUGAGAUGUGUCUGAUAUUUGCUGUGAUACUGAGGUUUUAUUGCAAGACAACUAUUUUCAGUAACAAUGUUAUUUGUGUAAUAAAGUGUCUGCAAAGCAUCACCUCUUU
Molecule: messenger RNA, 3004 nt
Organism: Sinocyclocheilus grahami
Lineage: Eukaryota; Metazoa; Chordata; Actinopteri; Cypriniformes; Cyprinidae
Product: peptidyl-glycine alpha-amidating monooxygenase A-like
Exons: 19
Biological process (GO): peptide metabolic process
Cellular component (GO): extracellular region; membrane
Molecular function (GO): peptidylglycine monooxygenase activity; protein binding
Source: RefSeq, a predicted model, not a curated record